Messenger RNA from Eucalyptus grandis, 1282 nucleotides. RefSeq names its product 60S ribosomal protein L7a-2. Gene Ontology annotation, cellular component: ribonucleoprotein complex. The record is from RefSeq and is a predicted model, not a curated record. Gene Ontology annotation, biological process: ribosome biogenesis. The transcript is spliced from 6 exons. NCBI's taxonomy places the organism in Eukaryota, Viridiplantae, Streptophyta, Magnoliopsida, Myrtales, Myrtaceae.
UCUCUCUCUCUCUCUCUCUGUGUUUGCCGUUGAAUCUUGUCAACUUUUUACAAUUCAAUCUUUUCUUGUAGUAUCAGAAACUUUUAAAUGAUCCAUCUUGCAAUGUUACUUUGCAUAAUCAUUGAUCAAGAUCGAGCUUUUUAGGCCGUAGGCUAAAUUCUAUGCGCUUCGAUUCGUUUUGUUUUCUUUUUUAGCUAGAACGUAUAUUGAUGUAACGACCCGUUAGAGAGCUCUGAGUUUAGUCCAAAACUGCAUCAGGGUGAUAUAUGUGUUCACUUUUUUGUCUAUUUGAUUCCCAUUUUUGUCACAUUUUUUGCAUUCUUGCUCAUCUGAAGGGUCCAAAAAGAGGUGGGAAAGCUCCGGCGGCUGCGAAGAAGAAGCAGGAGAAAGUUACGAACCCUUUGUUCGAGAAGUGGCUGAGGCAGUUCGGGAUGGGCGGCGCACUUCCGCCGAAGUGGGAUUUGACCUGGUUUGUGAAAUUCCCUAAGACUGUUCAAAUUCAAAGGAAGAGGAGGAUUCUGAAGCAGAGGUUGAAGGUUCCGCCGGCUUUGAACUAGUUCACCAAGUCUCUUGACAAGAACCUGCUGACAAACCUAUUCAAGAUGCUUCUGAAGUAUAGGCCUGAGGACAAGGCAGCAAAGAAGGAGAGGCUCCUAAAAGAGGCUCAGACUAAGGCAGAAGGAAAAACUUCUGAGGCCAGAAAACCAAUUGUUGUGAAAUAUGGCCUUAAUCAUGUCACUUACCUUAUUGAGCAGAACAAGGCACAAUUGGUAGUCAUUGCUCAUGAUGUGGACCCGAUAGAGCUGGUUUUGUGGCUCCCAGCAUUAUGCAGGAAAAUGGAAAUUCCAUACUGCAUUGUGAAGGGCAAGGCCCGCCUGGGCACAAUCGUCCAUAAGAAAACUGCGUCUGUUUUGUGCCUGACAACGGUGAAAAAUGAGGACAAGUUGGAAUUCAGCAAAAUCUUGGAGGCUAUUAAGGCUAACUUCAAUGACAAAUACGAUGAGUACAAGAAAAAGUGGGGUGGUGGGAUCAUGGGCUUAAAAUCCCAAGCCUAAACCAAGGCCAAAGAAAGGCUUCUUGCCAAGGAAGCUGCUCAGAGAAUGACUUAGGGCUAAAGAAGAAAACUGUGCGAAAAUGUUAUCUCCUGUGGCUCUGUAUGAUGGGAGACUUGUUUCUUACUUUGAUAUGUCUUCGGAUUUGAUAUUGACUUCUAGAUUAAGGUGUAAAGUGCAUCUUCUUCCCUAGAACUCAACGGACAAUGAAUUGACAUCCCUCUUGGCCA